GGCUCUCUACCCUCAGCCCUGUGUCUGGGAUCAUUAGGAAUCGGGGGCUCUGGGCGGGGCCACCAGGCCAGGCCCUCCCAGGGGUAAGGUCCUGGGUGUCCAUUUUUGGGGCUCGGGGAGGGUCCUCGGGCAGGCCCAGCCAGGCGCACCCCAACCCCACCCACGGAGGCUCCCUCAGCCGCCGGCCCACGUCCCACCUGCCCGGCCCUGUCCCCCCACCCCUGAGGCAGGCUGGGCUCUGCCUUACUUCCAGUAAAAUGGCUUCGUCUUCAUAUUAGGCCAAGGCGAGAGCGGAGACAUUUAUGAAACUUUGUUUAAUGUACUGAAAAGCCAUCGGCCAGAACAUUUAGGAAAUUGAUUUUCCUGGCAUUGAUGAACUCGUUUUAUUUUACCCCAGUAUUAAUUACUUUUUUUUUAAACAAAUUAAUUUAAGAGUCGUAAAACCUAACAAGUGAGCCAAAUGUCCAUAGAUCAUGUCCCGCUCCGCCCCUCCCCACACCGGCCCCCUCCCUCUGCGGGUGGGGGCUCCUGCCCUUGGGGGGGCUCCCGUCCCCUGCUCCCCGGCUCCCUCCCAGAGGUGACCGCCGUCCUCUCUGCCGUAGGAGAGGCCUCCUCGCUGCGGGACUACGCGGCCUCCACCAUGACCGAGUUCCUGGGCAUGUUCGGCUACGACGACCAGAACACGAGGGACGAGCUGGCCAGGAAGAUCAGCUUCGAGAAGCUGCACGCAGGCUCCGCCCCCGAGGUGGCCACCUCCUCCGCGCUGCCCGCCGGGGAGGACGCCCUCAGCAAGCGGGCGCGUUUCUCCAAGUACGAGGAGUACAUUCGGAAGCUCAAGGCGGGCGAGCAGCUCUCCUGGCCGGCCCACGGCACCAAGGCCGAGGAGCGCGCGGGCAAGGACGCCCUGGGCCCCCUGCCCGGCCUGCGGCUGCCCAGCCACACGGCGCACCUGGAGACCAAGGCCACCAUCCUGCCGCUGCCCUCGCACAGCAGCGUCCCCAUGCAGGGCCUGGUGGCCCGGGCCUCCAAGUACGACUUCUUCAUCCAGAAACUGAAGACGGGCGAGAACCUGCGGCCCCAGAACGGCAGCACCUACAAGAAGCCGUCCAAGUACGACCUGGAGAACGUCAAGUACCUGCACCUCUUCAAGCCCGGGGAGGGCAGCCCCGACAUGGGCGGGGCCAUCGCCUUCAAGACGGGCAAGGUGGGGCGCCCCUCCAAGUACGACGUCCGGGCCAUCCAGAAGCCGGGCCCUGCCAAGGUGCCACCCGCCCCCAGCCUGGCUCCUGCUCCCCUCGCCAGCGUGCCCAGUGCCCCCAGCGCCGCUGGGCCGGGGCCCGAGCCACCUGCCUCCCUGCCCUUCAACACCCCCGAGUACCUGAAGUCGACCUUCUCCAAAACAGACUCCAUCACCACGGGGACCGUCUCCACUGUCAAGAACGGAUUGCCCACAGAUAAACCAGCUGUCACCGAAGAUGUAAACAUUUACCAGAAAUAUAUUGCCAGGUUCUCGGGCAGCCAGCACUGCGGCCACAUCCAUUGCGCCUACCAGUACCGCGAGCACUACCACUGCCUGGACCCCGAGUGCAACUACCAGAGGUUCACGAGCAAGCAGGACGUGAUCCGGCACUACAACAUGCACAAGAAGCGCGACAACUCCCUGCAGCACGGCUUCAUGCGCUUCAGCCCGCUGGACGACUGCAGCGUCUACUACCACGGCUGCCACCUCAACGGGAAGAGCACCCACUACCACUGCAUGCAGGUUGGCUGUAACAAGGUGUACACGAGCACGUCGGACGUGAUGACGCACGAGAACUUCCACAAGAAGAACACGCAGCUCAUCAACGACGGCUUCCAGCGCUUCCGGGCCACCGAGGACUGCGGCACAGCCGACUGCCAGUUCUACGGGCAGAAGACCACACACUUCCACUGCAGGCGCCCCGGCUGCACAUUCACCUUCAAGAACAAGUGUGACAUCGAGAAGCACAAGAGCUACCACAUCAAGGACGACGCCUACGCCAAGGACGGCUUCAAGAAGUUCUACAAGUACGAGGAGUGCAAGUACGAGGGCUGCGUGUACAGCAAGGCCACCAACCACUUCCACUGCAUCCGCGCCGGCUGCGGCUUCACCUUCACCUCCACCAGCCAGAUGACCUCGCACAAGCGCAAGCACGAGCGCCGGCACAUCCGCUCGUCGGGCGUGCUGGGGCUGCCGCCCUCGCUGCUGGGCGCCAAGGACACCGAGCAGGAGGAGUCCAGCAACGACGACCUGGUGGACUUCUCUGCCCUGAGCAGCAAGAACUCCAGCCUGAGCGCCUCCCCCACCAGCCAGCAGUCCUCCGCCUCCCUGGCCACCGCCACCGCCACCGCCACUGCCGAGGCCGUGCCCGGGGCCACCAAGCCUCCCAACAGCAAGAUCUCCGGGCUGCUGUCCCAGGGCCUGCCCGGCUCCAUCCCCCUGGCCCUGGCCCUCUCCAACUCAGGCCUGCCCACCGCUGCCUCCUACUUCCCCAUCCUCCCGGGCAGGGGCGGCGCCUCCCUGCCUGUGGGCACCCCCGGCCUCAUGGGUGCCAUGUCGUCCGGGGCAGCAGCCGCGGCGACACCCGACACAGCCACUCUGGGCGCCUCGGGAGCUGGGGACUCAGCCCCCGCCACCGCCACCGCCGCCUCUGUCUCGGUGCCCCCCGCCUCCAUCAUGGAGAGGAUCUCUGCGAGCAAGGGCCUCAUCUCGCCCAUGAUGGCCAGGCUGGCCGCGGCCGCCCUCAAGCCCUCUGCCACCUUUGAUCCAGGAAAUGGGCAGCAGGCCACCCCCGCCAGGUUCCCCCCGGCCCCGGUGAAGCAGGAGCCCGGUGAGAACGCUGGUGCCCCCGGUUCCCACGAGGCCUCCCAGGACCGCAGUGCAGACCUGACGGUGAAGGAGCCCAGUAAUGAAUCAAAUGGCCACGCAGUCCCGGCAAAUUCAUCUCUUUUAUCCUCGCUUAUGAAUAAGAUGUCUCAGGGCAACCCCAACCUCGGCAGCCUGUUGAACAUCAAGACGGAAGCAGAGGGGAGUCCUAACGUGGAGGCCUUGCCCUUCCUGGGCAAGGCCGCGAAGGCGCUGGUUCAGGAGAAGCUGCCGGAGCCCUGGAAGUUGUACCUGCGCAGGUUCGGUACCAAGGACUUCUGCGACGCCCAGUGUGACUUCCUUCACAAGGCCCACUUCCACUGCGUGGUGGAGGAGUGCGGCGCGCUUUUCAGCACCCUGGACGGGGCCAUCAAGCAUGCCAAUUUCCACUUCCGGACGGAGGGAGGAGCCGCGAAAGGCAAUGCGGAGGCCUCCUUCCCGGCCUCGGCUGCUGAGACCAAACCUUCCUUGGCCCCCUCGUCCCCGCCGGCGCCGCCCGUCACCACGGCCACGGUGUCCUCUCUGGAGGGACCCACUCCCAGCCUGGCCACGGUGCCCUCCGCCCCCACCCUGCUCGCCUGGAAGCAGCUGGCUUCCACCAUACCCCAGAUGCCUCAGAUUCCAACGUCAGUGCCUCACCUGCCCACUUCGCCCUUGGCAACGACUUCUCUAGAAAACGCCAAGCCCCAGGUCAAACCCGGAUUCCUCCAGUUCCAGGAGAACGAUCCUUGCCUGGCGACGGACUGCAAGUAUGCCAACAAGUUCCACUUCCACUGUCUCUUUGGGAACUGCAAGUACGUCUGCAAGACCUCCGGCAAGGCCGAGUCCCACUGCCUGGACCACAUCAACCCCAACAACAACCUGGUGAACGUGCGAGACCAGUUCGCUUACUACUCCCUGCAGUGUCUCUGUCCCAACCAGCACUGUGAGUUCCGGAUGCGCGGCCACUACCACUGCCUCCGGACCGGCUGCUACUUUGUGACCAACAUCACCACCAAGCUGCCGUGGCACAUAAAGAAGCACGAGAAAGCUGAGCGGCGGGCAGCCAACGGGUUCAAGUACUUCACCAAGCGCGAGGAGUGCGGCCGGCUAGGUACCGACGGCCAGGCCCGGGGCGGGGACGUGCAGCAGGCGGCGGGGCCGGGGCCCUGGCCCCCGGGUCCUUUCUCUUGGCACCUACCUCCUGCCCCCGCACAUCAGGCUCCAGAUUUUGUUAAAAAUGUCACAGACAUCACAAGCCAGGCAUCGUCAAACUGGGAAAACCGUCAGAACCCAGGAGCCCAUGGGCAGGGGGUGCAGGUGACGUGGAGCACACGCCCACCUGGGGCAGCGCCUGGCCCUCAUCAGGUGCCUAGGCCUGGGCUUGGUUCUCUUUCU
This is a messenger RNA of Myotis lucifugus (little brown bat), 4261 nucleotides long. RefSeq names its product castor zinc finger 1 (gene CASZ1). Gene Ontology annotation, molecular function: RNA polymerase II transcription regulatory region sequence-specific DNA binding; DNA-binding transcription factor activity, RNA polymerase II-specific. The record is from RefSeq and is a predicted model, not a curated record. Gene Ontology annotation, biological process: positive regulation of transcription by RNA polymerase II; regulation of neuron differentiation. Gene Ontology annotation, cellular component: nucleus. Lineage: Eukaryota; Metazoa; Chordata; Mammalia; Chiroptera; Vespertilionidae. The transcript has 13 exons. The annotation marks the transcript as partial.